AUGGUUUUGUUAAAAGUUUCACCUUCGAAAGGUGUGGCGCGUUUUGGGAAGCAUGGUAAGUUAAACCCACGAUAUAUCGGGCCAUUCAGAAUUUUGGAAAGGGUUGGUUCGAUAGCUUACAAGUUGGAGCUGCCAGCGGAACUAAACGGUGUUCAUGAUACAUUUCAUGUAUCUAAUCUGAUGAAAAGUCAAACUCAAGAGACAGUGGUCAUCCCUACGGAUGAAUUACACAUUGACGAUACACUCCACUUCACCGAAGAACCCGUUGAUAUUGUAGAUUGGAAAGUUAACAAGACUCGGAGGAGUAGUGUUAAGCUUGUCAAGGUUUGUUGGAACGCACGUCACGGCCCAGAGUUUACUUGGGAGCGUGAAGAUCGUUUGAAAGCAAAAUACCCACAUUUGUUCCCUAACUUCCCUGCAGCUCAUAGCAAAGCUUAA
Molecule: messenger RNA, 438 nt
Organism: Helianthus annuus (common sunflower)
Lineage: Eukaryota; Viridiplantae; Streptophyta; Magnoliopsida; Asterales; Asteraceae
Exons: 1
Coding region: 1-438 (145 amino acids)
Source: RefSeq, a predicted model, not a curated record